UUUGGUUUGGGAGGUGGUAUAUAACCCCAGCCAACAGCCUCGUAGUAAACCGUACAUGUAAAACAGACGGACGAGAAUGGGGGAUCUGCUCUGGAUAUUUGGUGCGUUUAUAUUUUACGCACAGACGUGUCUCCAGGUUGCCACACUCGGAGCGGGUCCACAAGCAGUAUCAAGGAAUGUCAGUGCUGCCAACGUUUUUCAGUGCGACGAAGAAGGGGUUUUCCCCGACCCCAAAGACUGCCGGAGCUACUACCGAUGCACGAUCACCCUUCAAGCGAAACACGAGUCGUGCCUCUGGUGGUCCUACUUCCACCCCAUCAGGAAAGGGUGCAGCAUUGGAGGGUGCUCUAUUCUGACGAAGCCGUCGCGAUUUGGAUUGUCAGCAGCGAACAGCACGAAGGCUUCGGAUGAAGAGUUCCAGUGCUCGUCACCAGGGCUGUUUGCUGACCCCGAGGACUGCCGAGCUUAUUACAGCUGCGACUCAAAUUUGAGACCUCGGCGUUACUUAUGCUAUUUUGGGGUGGGCCAUUACGACAUCGACAAUAAUUACUGCACCCUCGGAUUCUGGAGCAAUGUCCCAGAAGGCAGUUAUCGCCACACUUGCUGCCGUGAGAACCUCAAAUCUGACGAAAAAGUGAAAGUCACUAAGCAGCGGCGUCGAGUGACAAUAAAAAUUUUCAGUGUGCUCCUGAGUACAAAAGUGGUCACGGCGUUCGACUGCCCUUCCGAGGGGCUGUUCCCCGACCCGGCUGACUGCAGUGGCUACUACAGCUGCAACUACAAGCUUCAGGCCGCACGAGGAACCUGUCCCUUGAACACGCACUUCGACCCCGUGAACAGGGACUGCGAGGUCGGAGCUGACUGCAGCCAGCCAGCGUCAGCUCCUACGGCGACAACGGCCUCCGCGGUGACGAGUAGAGACUUCCCAUGCGGUGGCGUAGGGAUGUACGAAGACCCGACGGACUGCACUGCGUACUACGCUUGUGACCACAAUGGGCAGGCUGUCAGACUAAUCUGCCCGCUGACAACGUAUUUUAAUUCCGAUUACCAGGACUGCGAGCCAGGAGUCUGCGCAUCGGGAAUAACGCAGAGGUCGGCUACAUCAACAACUACAACGCCCACGACGACCACAACACCGACGACGACCACAACGCCGACGACGACCACAACGCCAACGACGACCACAACGCCGACGACGACCACAACGCCAACGACGACCACAACGCCGACGACGACCACAACGCCAACGACGACCACAACGCCGACGACGACCACAACGCCAACGACGACCACAACGCCGACGACGACCACAACGCCAACGACGACCACAACGCCGACGACGACCACAACGCCAACGACGACCACAACGCCGACGACGACCACAACGCCAACGACGACCACAACGCCGACGACGACCACAACGCCAACGACGACCACAACGCCGACGACGACCACAACGCCAACGACGACCACAACGCCGACGACGACCACAACGCCAACGACGACCACAACCCCGACGACCACCACAACCCCGACGACGACACCAACGACUACCACAGCCCAGACAACGCCGACGACAACACCAACGAUCACAACGCCGACAACGACCACAACCCCGACGACAACCACAACACCAACUACGACGUCAACACCGACGACCACCACAACCCCGACGACGACUACAACACCGACGACAACCACAACACCGACAACCACUACAACGCCAACGACCACCACAACCCCGACUACGACCACAACCCCGACAACGACUACAACACCGACUACGACCACAACCCCGACGACGACUACAACACCGACGACAACCACAACACCGACAACCACUACAACGCCAACGACCACCACAACCCCGACUACGACCACAACAACGACUACGACCACAAAACCGACGACCACCACCCCGACGACAACGUCGACGACGACGACCACCACAUCGACGACAACUCCAAAACCCACAACGACAACUCCGGGAACGACCACAAUGCACUGCACGAGUAGCUCAGAUACCUACGCGGACCCCUCGGACUGUCACAAGUAUUACCGCUGCGACGUGAAUCUGAAUCUUGUGUCCCAGACGUGUGCCCUUAGCGUCAUUUAUUACUACGACGCCAAAUCGGGCGGCUGCUCCUUAGGCUUCUGCUAAACUGUGAACUGUAGCACUUUCGGUUACCUUAGAACUCAGUGCUGCUAGCAAACGCAAAUUACAAUGUUUCCAUUGUCUGAACAACACUUUUUCGAUUCCUCGCUUUGUAGUUUCGUGUCUCAGGUCCACGACAGAUUGCAGGACCAUGUGGAAUUCUACUUUAAUUCACCCGCUUCGAAAUACUGUGAGGAUAUUUGGCGAAUGUGCCGCUUGUUAUAGGGGAAGCGGGAACUGAAGCAGUGAUUCCGCUCAAGGGAAAUGUCGUGCAGUACCGCCGGCACAGCCGUCAAAUAUUCUAACUUUAUUCUUAUUAUGAGCAUGGAAAGGAAGUUGCCAAUCAUAUUCACUUGCGAAGAAAAUAAUGGCAUUAUUCUGCAAUACCUCUUAUUACACAUGCUUUUUGUGUGAUUUGAUAAGAACACACACGUUAAAUAGUAGGCCUGUCGAUUUUAGUUCUUUUGUGUGAACAUGCUGGUAGAUACUAACGUUUCGGAGGACCAUACUAGCUCCAUUUACAUGGCAGGAAUUUAAGAUAUUGUUAUUCCAAAACGUUAAUAUCCACCUUAAGCCCACGCGGUACAAUUACAUAUGCGCGACGCCAGCGUGUUCACAGAAGCUUUUGAAUCACUCUGUAGUUUUCGAAGUCAACCCAGCACAAAACACGACAAAAUCGUGAAAACGGGCCCGUUGUCUACACCGCAGAUGAUGAGUAAAUAUGGAGCAGCGUUUAAACGAUACUGACAAGGGUGGACAAAAGAACUGUAAUAAUAAUAAUUUUGUCCCAGUGCCACAUUUUCGCCCACGAAACCCACUGAAAUGUCCUGGGUGCUAAUCCGGGUCUCUGCGGUGGGAGGCCAGUGACUAACCGCCUGAGCUAUGGAAGGGCCCAAAAACACCACGCAGUAAGAGUCUAAAUUCCUGGACAAAUAGCAAUGUUUAUGUAACAUUUAUUGUAUAAAGCUUAAGAACAAAAUAAAAACUCGUUUAAAUACAAAAUAAA
Messenger RNA from Zootermopsis nevadensis, 3161 nucleotides. RefSeq lists its product as uncharacterized. Gene Ontology annotation, cellular component: extracellular region. The record is from RefSeq and is a predicted model, not a curated record. Gene Ontology annotation, molecular function: chitin binding. Lineage: Eukaryota; Metazoa; Arthropoda; Insecta; Blattodea; Termopsidae.